CGAGUGCGCGGGGCGCGGGCCGGGAGUGGGAGCGACCGUGCGUCUGCGGCGCACUGUGCGGGUCGGCCACCGGCCCCGGGCCCGUUCGGGACCCAGACGCUGAGCGCAGCCUCCAGCCGGGGCGUUUCAGCGGCGGGGGGUACAGCCGAGGUGGCGUUUCCGGAGUUCGGAGGCACUCCUUGACGCGGCUAUUUGGUUUUUCUAGUUUUCAACUACCGAAGAAGGUGCUUGGGUAUCAGAGACAUGAAUUACGCACGGUUCCUCACCGCCACGAGCGCAGCGAGAAAGCCUUCUGCCAUCCGAGUCAUGACUGAGACUUGGAGCAGGGCACCGAAAUCAGUCAUCUCCUUGGCUCCUGGAUCACCAAACCCCAAUACGUUCCCUUUUAUGACUGCUGUUAUCACCAUAAAAAAUGGAAAGCCCAUCCAAUUUGAUGAAGGGAUGAUGAAGAGAGCACUUCAGUAUUCUCAAAGUGCCGGAAUCCCAGAGCUGUUGUCCUGGCUAAAACAGUUACAAGUAAAAUUGCAUAAUCCUCCCACCAUCAAUUAUCCAACCAGCCAAGGACAGAUGGACAUAUGCAUAACAUCUGGCAGCCAAGACGGUCUUUGCAAGGUGUUUGAAAUGAUGGUUAAUCCUGGAGAUAAUGUCCUCCUAAAUGAACCUGUUUAUUCAGGAACACUUCAAGCUCUGAAGCCACUGGGCUGCAACAUCAUUAAUGUUGCCAGUGAUGAAUAUGGGAUUAUUCCGGACUCCCUCAAAGAAGUACUUUCCAAAUGGAAACCAGAAAACUCAAAGAACCCCAAGAAAAACACCCCCAAGUUUCUUUACACUGUUCCAAAUGGCAACAACCCUACUGGAAACUCAUUAACAAGUAAUCGCAAGGAGGAAAUCUAUGAGCUCGCAAGAAAAUAUGAUUUCCUCAUCAUAGAAGAUGAUCCUUACUAUUUUCUCCAGUUCAGCAAGUCCUGGGCACCAACAUUUCUUUCCAUGGACAUUGAUGGGCGUGUCAUCAGAGCUGACUCUUUUUCAAAAGUCCUCUCCUCUGGGUUGAGAAUAGGGUUUUUAACCGGUCCAAAAGCCUUGAUAGAGAGAGUUGUCUUACACACACAAGUUUCAACCUUGCACCCCAGCACUUUUACACAGCUUCUGGUAUCACAGCUUCUACACCAAUGGGGAGAAGAGGGUUUCCUGGCUCAUGUAGAGAGGGUUACUGAUUUCUAUAGGAACCAGAGGGAUGCAUUACUGGCAGCUGCAGACAAAUGGCUAAGUGGUUUGGCAGAAUGGCAUGUUCCUGCUGCUGGAAUGUUUUUAUGGGUUAAAAUUAAGGGCAUUUCUGAUAUAAAACAACUGAUUGAAGAAAAAGCCAUUAAGAAAGAGAUAUUAAUGCUUCCUGGAAAUGUCUUCUACAUUGAUAGCUCAGCUCCUAGCCCUUACUUUAGAGCGUCCUUCUCUUCAGCUUCUCCAGAACAGAUGGAUAUGGCCUUCCAGAGAUUAGCCCAGCUUAUUAAAGAAUCUUUAUGAAGAGAUCAAACUCUUUAUGAAGAAAUCAGAAUCUUCCAUGGGUUUUUCACAUAAAUUAUUUUUAGCUUUUAGCAGGAAGAAAUGAUCAUUGGCAUUAGACUUACAGAUUGGAUUUCAAUAAGCAUGUCAUAUCUGCAGUAAUUUAACUAGACAACUUUUAUUUUAUUUUAUUUUUUUUUUUAAAGAUUUUAUUUAUUUGAGAGAGAGACUGAGAGAGAGAGAGCAUG
Leptonychotes weddellii (Weddell seal) is the source of this 1748-nucleotide messenger RNA. NCBI's taxonomy places the organism in Eukaryota, Metazoa, Chordata, Mammalia, Carnivora, Phocidae. The record is from RefSeq and is a predicted model, not a curated record.